Messenger RNA from Ostreococcus lucimarinus CCE9901, 1389 nucleotides. RefSeq lists its product with no specific name. The record is from RefSeq and is a predicted model, not a curated record. Gene Ontology annotation, cellular component: chloroplast stroma. Lineage: Eukaryota; Viridiplantae; Chlorophyta; Mamiellophyceae; Mamiellales; Bathycoccaceae. Gene Ontology annotation, molecular function: 4 iron, 4 sulfur cluster binding; ATP-dependent FeS chaperone activity; ATP binding. The coding region runs from base 1 to 1389 and encodes 462 amino acids. Gene Ontology annotation, biological process: iron-sulfur cluster assembly. The transcript has a single exon.
AUGCCCGCGAUUUACAGCGCCCCGGACGGGAGCAAAGAGGCGGCGGUGCUGGAAAAGCUGCGACGGGUGAUCGACCCAGACUUUGGCGAGGACAUCGUAAACUGCGGCUUUGUCAAAGCGCUGAACGUGGACGAAAGCGCGGGAAACGUGCUGUUUGCGAUUGAAUUGACGACACCGGCGUGCCCGGUGAAGGCGGAAUUCGAACGGCAGGCGAAGGCGUUCGUCGGGGAGUUGGAAUGGGUGAAGAACGUGCGGGUGACGAUGACGGCGCAGCCGGCGAGAAACGACGCGCCGGAGACGGUUGAGGGAUUGCGCAGAGUGCGACACAUCAUCGCGGUGAGCUCGUGUAAGGGCGGAGUCGGGAAAUCGACGACGAGCGUGAACUUGGCGUACACGCUGGCCAUGAUGGGGGCAAAGGUGGGGAUUUUGGACGCCGACGUCUACGGACCGAGCUUGCCGACGAUGAUUUCGCCCGAAUCGCCGGUGUUAGAGAUGGAUAAAGGCACGGGAACGAUCACGCCGGUGGAGUACGAGGGAGUGAAGGUGGUCUCGUUCGGGUUCGCCGGACAAGGGAGCGCCAUCAUGCGCGGACCGAUGGUGAGCGGGUUGAUUAAUCAACUCUUGACGACGACGGAUUGGGGCGAGCUGGAUUAUUUAAUUCUCGACAUGCCACCGGGAACUGGGGAUAUUCAGUUGACGCUGUGCCAAGUCGUCCCCAUCACCGCUGCGGUCGUCGUGACAACGCCGCAAAAGUUAGCCUUCAUCGACGUCGAAAAAGGUGUGCGCAUGUUUGCCAAGCUAGCGGUGCCGUGCGUGAGCGUCGUAGAAAACCUGAGUUACUUUGAAGUCGACGGCGUCAAACACAAACCCUUCGGCGAGGGCAGUGGCGCGGCGAUUUGUGAGCAAUAUGGCGUGCCAAACUUGCUGCAAAUGCCCAUCGUGCCCGAGUUGAGCGCGUGCGGGGACACCGGUCGGCCGCUCGUGUUGCGAGACCCGGCGUGCAAGACGAGCUCGAGGUACCAAGACGUCGCCGCCACCGUCGUUCGAGAGGUCGCCAAGCUUAACAACGGAAAGAAGCCGCGCGUCGAUAUCGAUCCAGGUUAUGAUGGCGCGUUUCGCGUCGAACUUCCCGGGGAGAAUGACGAUAAGCCGUUUUGGAUCACGGCGAAAAACGUUCGCAUGUCCGACACGAGCGCUCGCGUCAAGGGCAGCGACGAGUCCCCGGACAGGCUCUUAAACGGCACCCCGAUCCCGGACGAUAUCGCUCCGAUAGAAAUGUCCGUCAUCGGAAACUACGCCAUGUCCGUGACGUGGCCGGACGGCUUGAGCCAGGUCGCCGCCUUCAACACGCUCGCCAAGCUCGAGCGUCUCCCCGCGCGCGCGUCUUGA